AAGAUGGCGCUGUCCAGGGGUCUGCGGUGCUGCCAGCGGGUCUUCGGCUGGGUGCCGGUGCUGGUCAUCGCCCUGGUGGUGCUCUGGUCCUACUACGCCUACGUCUUCGAGCUCUGCCUGGUGACUCUGACCAGUUCUGUAGAAAAAGUGGCCUACCUCACCAUAUUCCACGUGAUCUUUGUGUUCUUCAUCUGGACCUACUGGAAGUCAGUAUUUACACCCCCACAACAACCGGAUAAAAAGUUCCAAAUGUCCUACGCCGACAAAGAGCGCUAUGAGAAUGAAGAGAGGCCCGAAGUCCAGCGGCAGAUCCUCAUGGAAAUGGCACGGAAAUUGCCAGUUUACACAAGAACAGGGAAUGGAGCCAUUCGAUUCUGUGACAGAUGCCAGCUGAUCAAACCUGACCGCUGCCACCACUGUUCUGUUUGUGCUAUGUGUGUGUUAAAAAUGGAUCAUCAUUGCCCCUGGGUGAACAACUGCAUUGGAUUCUCCAACUACAAGUUCUUUCUGCUGUUUUUAGCAUAUUCUCUGUUGUACUGCAUGUACAUCGCUGCCACCGUCUUCAAGUAUUUCAUCAAGUUUUGGACUGCAGAGCUGACCAACGGGCGCUCCAAGUUCCACAUCCUUUUCCUGCUUUUUGUGGCCAUCAUGUUUUUUGUGAGCCUCCUGUUUCUCUUUGGCUAUCACUGCUGGCUUGUCAGCCAGAACAGAUCUACGUUGGAAGCUUUCUCAACUCCCGUGUUUCAGAACGGCCCUGAAAAAAAUGGAUUCAACCUUGGCUUUGUAAAGAAUCUCCAGCAGGUGUUUGGAGAAGAAAGGAGGCUCUGGCUCCUACCUGUUGUCUCCAGUCAGGGGGAUGGCCAUUUUUUCCCAACAAGAACCUUGAGCGAAGCUCGGAAUCCGCUGCUGGCGAACGAGGAGCAGUGGGAAGAAGACGGGCUGGAGGACGACAGCCACGGUUGCCACCGGGGUUCCUCUCUUGCAGUAGAAAUGGAGACAUAGCACUGCUGG
This is a messenger RNA of Euleptes europaea (tarantolino), 1011 nucleotides long. RefSeq names its product zinc finger DHHC-type palmitoyltransferase 15 (gene ZDHHC15). The transcript is spliced from 11 exons. Gene Ontology annotation, biological process: peptidyl-L-cysteine S-palmitoylation; protein targeting to membrane; synaptic vesicle maturation. Gene Ontology annotation, molecular function: protein-cysteine S-palmitoyltransferase activity. Lineage: Eukaryota; Metazoa; Chordata; Lepidosauria; Squamata; Sphaerodactylidae. Gene Ontology annotation, cellular component: Golgi apparatus; endoplasmic reticulum. The coding region runs from base 4 to 1002 and encodes 332 amino acids. The record is from RefSeq and is a predicted model, not a curated record.